UCAUUUGAGGUUAGUGGUUUGAAAUGGGCGGCCAAAAUGUCGGUAACCGGGUUUUUUUCCCGUUUCAACCCUUUUUGGAUCGAUGUGCCUGGAUGGGGACGCGAGCGGGCAGGCAAAGGGGGCCCUGUUUUGUUCCAGCAACGACCGGUGUCGCUGCGUUGACAGCGACUAAGUGUGUUUCUGGCGGCGGCAGCUAUCGUGAGGUUCCGCUCCAUUACUCCGACGCUUUUGUCUCGCCGUCGUUGACGGACAGCCGAUAAGGCGAUGCCGGCACGUUGUGCCCCCCUUAGGAAAUUACACGUGCUCCCCAUAUUGUGCUCGACUUUAUACAACCAACAUUACAUCUCCUAUGGGCGCAACCGGGUGCACCUGACACCGGCCUGUCACUGUCGCUGUCAUUGUCACGGAAAAACUGAAAAAAACCCCAAAUUUCCAGUGCCCCAACGCUCCCAAUGAGCAAGCGGGAAAUCAUCCAGAUUCACAUCGGGCAGGCGGGCGUCCAGAUCGCCAGCGCCUGCUGGGAGCUCUACUGCUUGGAGCACGGCAUCCAAGUGGACGGACGCUUCUUCCAAGGCUACGACGCGGCCGAUCACAGUUGCGACGCCUUCUUCAGCAUCACGGCGUCCGGCCAGGCGGUGCCGCGUGUCCUCAUGAUCGACCUGGAGCCAACCGUCAUAGACGAGAUCCGCACCAACUACUACAGGAACCUGUUCCAUCCGGAUGGACUACUCUCCGGCAAAGAAGACGCAGCCAACAACUACGCACGCGGUUGCUACGGAGUAGGGAAGGAGAUGUUGGAUCUGGCUCUGGAUCGCACGCGCCUGUUGGCCGACGACUGUCACUCCUUGCAAGGCUUCAUCCUGUUCCGGGCCUUUGGAGGGGGCACCGGUUCCGGCUUCACCAGCGCGUUCCUAGAGGCGCUGCGCAGCGACUACCGCAAGAGCUCCGUGCUGGACUUUUCCGUCUAUCCGGCGCCGCACAUUUCGCCCAUCAUUGUCGAGCCGUACAACGCCGUGCUGACCACCAACGGCUGCAUCGAGAACCAGGACGUCUGUUUCGUGAUGGACAACGAGGCCGUGUAUGAUAUCCUGGACCGGAAGCUGGACACGCCCCGUCCUACCUACACCAAUCCCAAUCGCCUACUCGGUCAGGUGGUGAGCGCCGUGACGGCGUCGCUGCGCUUCGAAGGCGCCGUCAACGUCAGUCUGGAUGAGUUCCAGACCAACCUGGUGCCGUAUCCGCGCAUCCACUUUCCCCUCAUCACCUAUGCACCGUUUGUGGCCGCCCACAAGGCCAUGCACGAACAACUGAGCGUCGCCCAGCUGACCAACUCCUGCUUCGAGCCGGCCAACCAGAUGGUCAAGUGCGACCCGCGCAAUGGCAAGUACAUGUCCUGCUGUCUGUUGUUCCGCGGCGACGUUUCGCCCACCGACGUCAACACCGCCAUCAACACGAUCAAAAGCAAGCGCUCCAUCCAGUUCGUGGACUGGUCGCCCACCGGCUUCAAGGUCGGCAUCAACUACAUGCCGCCCACCACUGUGCCGGGCGGCGAUCUGGCAACCGUCACCAGAGCGGUAACAAUGCUGUCUAACACAACGGCCAUCAAGGAGGCCUGGGAGCGGCUAUUGCGCAAGUUCGACAUAAUGUACCGGAAGCGCGCCUUUGUCCACCACUAUGUGGGCGAGGGGAUGGAGGAGGGGGAGUUUCAGGACGCCCGCGAAAACCUUGCCGCCCUCGUCCAGGACUACCAGGAAGUGGACAGUGGUUGACCUUGACUGAACCCCAAGACCCGCCAACUAGAUGAGUCGAUACUCAAACACUGAGAAUGACAACUGACAACAAUGAAUGUCACUGUGAAUAAACGAAGUAAACAGCG
Messenger RNA from Dendroctonus ponderosae (mountain pine beetle), 1876 nucleotides. RefSeq names its product tubulin alpha-1 chain. Bases 453 to 1769 code for a protein of 438 amino acids. The transcript is spliced from 3 exons. Gene Ontology annotation, molecular function: GTP binding; structural constituent of cytoskeleton. Gene Ontology annotation, biological process: microtubule cytoskeleton organization; mitotic cell cycle. NCBI's taxonomy places the organism in Eukaryota, Metazoa, Arthropoda, Insecta, Coleoptera, Curculionidae. The record is from RefSeq and is a predicted model, not a curated record. Gene Ontology annotation, cellular component: microtubule; cytoplasm.